AUGGGGGAAUUGAAAAUGGAGGAUGUUACGCUCCCGGCACUCUUCGAGCAAGCUCGGAAGAUCCAUUCUACCGCCACGGAGUCCUGUGCUGAUCAGGAAGCGCUGAGAAGAGGGUGCGAGGCACUGGAGAAGUGCGAGGAAAUGGUGGGCAAGCUGGGUUUGUUCUCCGCUAAUGAGUCCAAGGAAGAUAUUAGCACCGCCAAUCUGAAAUAUAUUCUGGUGCCAUUUUACCUUGCUGAGCUGACUGAGAAAAUUAAUCAGGAUGAUAGGAUUCCGAUACUGAGAGCCUCCCAAGCAAAAUUAAAGGAAUUUAUUGCGUUCUGUGAGGCAAUGGAACUUGCACCUGUGGAGGAGCUGCAGGCAUCAUUGCAAGGAGGUCCAAAUUCAGUUGUGGAUCGUAGGGCUCAAAAGAUUGCUAGGUUCAAGCGCCAAAAAGCUGCAGAGGCAAAGUUGCUGGAAAUAAUGGAGCGGAAAGAGAGGCGUGGUCGUUCGACUAAGGCUUCUGCAUUGUCUACGCCUGUUGAAGCUGGAGAAGAAGACCUUCUGGAUGAUGAUGGAGAAGAAGAAAGGGAGGCUUGGCUUACAACCAUAUCGUUGGCUAUCUGUAAGGCUCUUGAUCUAUUGGAAAUGUUGAAGAAAGAAGACGAGAUGCUUUCUGCUGUUAGAGAAAGACUAUUGAAGGAAGGAGAUAAUGAGUUUUCUCAGGCAGUGCUUGAUGAACGAGCAAAGAAAGCAGAGUCAUGGCAUCGUGGUGCUGCCACUCGAGCACAGUUUACAAAACCUUCCCCUCCGAUCACAUGUGCUACCUUUGCUCAAGAUAUACUAGAAGGACGAGCAACUGUUUCCCAGGCACACGAUCACAAGCACCAGCCCAUGAUAUUUGGGCCAGCAAGUCUCAUUAAUUCGCGCCCAACAAACGAGAGAGAAAGGAUCGCUGCGCAGGUCUUCCAACCUGGUCACAGGUUGCCGACAAUGAGCAUAGAAGAAGCUGGGUUGGCAGAGAUGGAUAUUAUGAACAAAUGGCAAGAGAGAAAUGUUAAGAUGAUGGAAGAAGCCAACUCCGCCUGGUACAAGGACAACAACAGUGGUAAGCCGAGAUCAGGUGAAGAGGAAGAAGAUGAUGAAGACGAUGAUGAUGCAGUUGCACGGGCUAGAGCGUUCGACGAUUGGAAAGAUGAGAACCCUCGUGGCGCGGGCAACAAGAAGCUUACCCCUUGCGGUUGA
Messenger RNA from Linum trigynum, 1224 nucleotides. The record is from the annotation of a GenBank genome assembly. Lineage: Eukaryota; Viridiplantae; Streptophyta; Magnoliopsida; Malpighiales; Linaceae.